Adineta ricciae is the source of this 1800-nucleotide messenger RNA. NCBI's taxonomy places the organism in Eukaryota, Metazoa, Rotifera, Eurotatoria, Adinetida, Adinetidae. The record is from the annotation of a GenBank genome assembly.
AUGAUGAGACUGCACGUUAUUAUACAAUUAAUCAUAUCAUUGGUGAUAGUUGAGAAUUGUAAUAGUAUUUCGAGUCCUCUGUCAACUUUCACCACAUACAAACAUGCAAUUGAACUUCAAGCGAAUAGAGCUGAUCUAUGGUGGACAAUGAAUGACAAUAAUCAAGAGAUUACGUUCGAGCUUCACAUUAAAACAACAGGCUGGAUCGCGUUAGGCAUUAGUCCAGCAGGUGGCAUGAAAGGUGCUGAUAUUGGGGUGGGGUGGGUUGAUCAGACUGGCCGUGUGCACUUUCAAGAUCGUUAUGCCUACGCUAAUUCUCGACCUAUUAUUGAUAAUACAACGACUGAUUGGUAUGCUCUUCGUGGGCGUGAAGCGAAUGGCUGGACAGCCAUUCAAUUCAAACGACUACUAGAUACUUGUGACACCAUGGAUGUUGAAAUCAAAUCUGGAACUAAUAUUCUCAUAUAUGCUUAUGGUCUCGUCGAUCCUGAUGGUGAUAUCAGCUAUCAUGAGAAUCGACGCGGUUCACGGAUGAUUCCACUUCGAUCCUACGCUAAUCCAACAUCAGAAGACAAGUUUGAUAAACUUGAACAUUUCGAGUUUCGUUUACAUAAUUACGUCGUUCCACCAACCGAUACCACUUAUUAUUGCAAAGUAUACAAAGCUGCCAACGGUUUUCCAGGGAAAAGACAUGCGAUCGCACACAAAACGUUGGUCGAUUCUGCUAAUAGGGAUCUUGUUCAUCAUUUAGUUUUGUAUGAAUGUGAUUCGUCAGCUAAAUUUGAUGAUAACAAGUUGCCCGAAGGCGUGUGUGAUGAAUUUUAUGGUCAAGCGCCACUGUGUUCAUCUAAUAUUGCUAUUGCAUGGGCUGUCGGUGGCGAUGAGAUAGUCGAGUUUCCUAAAGAAGCUGGAUAUCCAGUUGGGGACGAAUUUCCCAUUAAAUAUUAUAUGCUUCAAAUGCAUUAUGACAACUCAAACCUAACUGCAAAUCGUACUGACAGUUCAGGUAUUCGCUUUUAUAUUGGCAAGGAACUUCGUCAAUAUGAUAUUGGAUAUUUGACUUUGGGAACCGAACCGGAUGCAGUAGCCCUUGCCAUUCCACCGAAAGUUGAUCGCUUUAUCGUUGAUACGUACUGUCCGGCGGAAGCCACACGGAAUUUUCCUGCAUCAGGCAUUAUGGUUGUAUCUGCUUUUCCACACACACAUUUACAAGGUCUAAGUGUAAGGACAAAAUUGAUUCGAAAUAAAGCAGUUGUGCAAGAUUUGUUCAAUGCCGAAGCGUAUGAUUUCAAUUAUCAGUUUGUGAAUCAAUUACCAACCCCAAUCAAAUUGUAUCCAGGUGAUGAAUUUGCUACUCGAUGUGUGUAUAAUACAAUGAACAAGAAUGAAAUUACUUUGGGUGGUGAACGAACGAAAGAUGAAAUGUGUUCUCAUAUGUUUGCCUAUUAUCCUCGAAUGAACAAUUUCUAUGGUUGCUACAUGUCGAAUUCUGUCGAAGCAUGGAAAACAAUGAUGAAUAGUUCCUCAACAAAUUUUGAUGAAGAUAAAUUCAAAGAUUGGCUUCUCAAUCAGAAAUGGACGCCGGAAAGAGUUAUUCAGUGGCAAAACUUUUACAAUAAUGCGUCGCGUAAACUCAUGUAUGGUGAAGCAGCUAAUUUACAAUUUGAAAAUUUUGCCGGCUUACCCACAUAUAAAGAUCUGACACCAGAAAAAUGUAGAAAGAAUUCAGCGAUUCGGGAACACGCAUUCGUUCUUCUCAUUUUGAUGCCGAUCGUGAUGAAAACAAUAGGCUCUAAAUAA